Cataglyphis hispanica is the source of this 1380-nucleotide messenger RNA. RefSeq names its product transmembrane ascorbate-dependent reductase CYB561-like. The record is from RefSeq and is a predicted model, not a curated record. Lineage: Eukaryota; Metazoa; Arthropoda; Insecta; Hymenoptera; Formicidae. The transcript has 5 exons. Gene Ontology annotation, molecular function: oxidoreductase activity. Bases 315 to 1091 code for a protein of 258 amino acids.
UUUUUUUUUUGUUUUAUUUCAUUCUCGCAUAUAAACAAAAUGUGAAGAUUGAUUUGUUUUCUCUUGUUAUUAUUUUUAAUUGAUAUAUUAAAUAUGUGAUUAUCAUAUAUAUAAUAUUUACAGAUGGCAACAUAUUUUGUAUUAUCUAUUGUGUUAUCUUUUUAUAUAAAGAAUUUUCUUCUUCCAUCUGUUUAUCUUCUAUCAAUCUUUUCACUUUUGACCUGUUGCUUCCAAAAAAUUUGUUAUAAUAUUAAUAAAUGAAGGGAAAGAAUCUCAUGACAAUUAUUUGAGAAUUAUUUAAAAUUGUAUAUAUAAUGUCAAACUAUCCAUAUGAAUAUGUAAGAUGUCUAGAUAUGGAUCAAAAAGCAGAACCACUCCAAGCUCCUUCUUUGGAAGGUUUUAUUCCGCUUAUUGGUCUUCAUCAGAUAUGUGGUGCACUUCUUAUUCUUUUGGUAAUCAUAUGGACGACUUACUAUAGAGAUGGUUUUUCGUGGACAUCUAAUCCGGAACUUGAGUUUAAUUGGCAUCCUUUAUUAAUGACUAUAGGACUCGUGUUUCUGUAUGCUAAUGCCAUGCUCAUCUAUAGAGCGCGAAGAAAUGUCCGCAAACAACGACUAAAGCUUACUCAUGCAGGAAUUAUGUUAUUUAUUAUAUUAUUGACAGUGAUUGCUUUAGAAGCAGUCUUUGAUAGUCAUAAUUUAGCUUCCCCUCCUAUACCAAAUAUGUAUUCGCUACAUAGCUGGGUGGGAUUAACAACUGUUAUAUUAUUUUGCUGUCAGUGGGUUGCUGGAUGCAUCUCAUUCCUCUUUCCUAAGUUACAACCUCCAUUACGCUCUUCUUAUAUGCCAAUACAUGUGUAUUUUGGCAUUGCAGCUUUUAUUGGUGCAAUCGCAUCGUGUUUAUUGGGUCUCAAUGAGAAAGCAAUUUUCACAUUGGGGAAAAAAUAUUCAACUUUUGUGGAUGAAGGAGUACUAAUAAACUGUAUAGGAUUGCUAUUCAUAUCAUUUGGUGGCUUAUCUGUAUAUUUGGUGACGCAGGAACGUUAUCGACGUUUACCAAGACCCGAGGAUGACGUCUUAUUGUCUCGCUGAUAUACUAACUUCAUUGCUUCCUGUGAUUCAUUUCACAAUAUUAUAUACCAGAUAUCAAAUUUCAAAUUCAAUGAAAUGUACUUACUACAAGUUCUUUCUUAGCUAUUGUAAGUUUUAUAUAUAAUUUCACAAUAAGGCUGAUUUCUGAUUAAUCAAAACGAUACGUCCGUUUUAAUUUAAACUAAAAAAAUAACGAGAAACGAUAAUUUAUCUUUAUAUAUGACAUUCUGUUUAAAUUUUUUAUUAAUUGUUUUUCUUUUAUAUUUUAUUAACUUAGAUAAAAAUAUAU